AUGUCUCCUCGCCACUACAAGCACGUCUUCCUGGGCCUCUCCGCCCUAGCUGUCAUCCUUCUGUGGGGUAUCAGCCUCCUGAAUGGAACCGUCACUGCCUUGUUCAAGGCCGUUUGGGCGGCACAGCUUAGUCCUCUCGUGCCGCUCGCCAACGAUUACACUGGACUUCCCUUGAUCGACUAUCCUGUUGCUCUUCUUGUCGCUUUCUUCUUCCAUGGCACGAAUGGUUCGGACGAGGCUUAUCAACUGUUCCUCCUCGAUGCUUAUUCCACAUUACAGUCAGCCUUUGUGUGGAUCUACGUUGAGAGUUUCCGUGACGAUUAUCAGUCACUUUCACUCCUUAACCAAGUUAUCCAGGCACAUCAGCUCGGCCAGGCCCGAGCACUACCUUUUAGCUUCCUUCUCGGCGCGAUUGUUCCAGCUCUUGUCGGUAUGGCUCCCGUAUGGCUAGGCCCGGACGCUCGCUCCGCGAGGCAACACCAAGUCGUUCUCGCAGCGUGGCAACCCGAUCUGGUCUGGGUCUCUGUUUUGCAGAUGGCUGGAAGCAAGAUCGUGUCGUAUUGGUGGCCUCCCCGCCGUACCACCGAUGCCAAGUCCGCAGUCAGGCGGUGGGUCCUCGCGGCUUACCUUCUUUCCGCCGCGGUGUCUGCCUCGGGUCACCUCUACACUCUUGUGUGCGUGAUGAGCAGAGAGGAAGAGUCUACCAACCUCUGGCGGAUGUACGUGCCUCUGCCCGGAUUCCUUCAUGGCCCGGACGGACCCGCCGCCAACGUCUUGAAGCGGGGCCCGUGGCUAUUCCUACAGUACGACCUCAUUAUCAUCAGCCUGUCUAGCCUCUUGUGGGCUUACAGCAUUUUGUCAGCGCACAAAAGCACGUCCGAACCGCCUAAGAUCCUGGCUCUCCUUUUUGGAGCGUUUGCGGUUGGCCCCGGAGCGACGGUUUCCUUCAUCUUGUACACAAGAGAGCGGAACGGAAACGUGAAGAAAAUCCCGCAGUAA
Molecule: messenger RNA, 999 nt
Organism: Colletotrichum phormii
Lineage: Eukaryota; Fungi; Ascomycota; Sordariomycetes; Glomerellales; Glomerellaceae
Exons: 3
Coding region: 1-999 (332 amino acids)
Source: RefSeq, a predicted model, not a curated record